GCUUUAUCAAAUCGCACAGCUUUCCCCCCAAAAAGCAGAAGCAAAAGCAAGCAGCAACAGAACUCACUCCUCUCAAACUCAACCUCCGAACAUGGCUUCUGUGAUUGCGCGCAACGCCAUUCUCGCUGAUGAGGCCAUCCUCGCACUGAGCACUCAGCUGCGUGUUCUCGAGACUGCCGCUCGCGAGCGCGGUCUCCUCGCCGACUCGAGCGAUCCCAAGAUCCAACAGCUGCAGUCCGAGAACGCUGCAUUGCGCAAGGCGGUGGCGGACGCCAAGCAGACGCUGAUCGACCUGGAACGCAGCCACGGCCGCACUGUUGUUGAUGCUCCUUCUGCAUCGGCCGCUGCUGCUUCCACUAGCGCCCAACCAAUCUCGCAAGCCGCCAAGGGCAAGGCUGCCAAGGCGGCUGCCGCUGCCACCCCUGCAGCUGCUGCCGCUCCUGCUGCGGACAAGAAGGCAGAGGCUGCGCCUGCCGCCAAGGACAAGGGCAAGAAGGCCGAAAGCAGCGCUCCUGCCUCGACCGACGCCCCCGCUGCCGGCGAGGACGCCAAGGUGCACCAGCUCGACUUCCGCGUUGGCCGUAUUGUUUCUGCCAAGAAGCACCCCGACGCCGAUUCGCUCUAUGUCGAGGAGGUCGACCUCAACGAGGGCGGCAAGCUGCGCACCGUCGUCAGCGGCCUUGUCAAGUUUGUCCCCAUCGAGCAGAUGCAAAACCGCCUGGCUGUGCUCCUCUGCAACCUCAAACCCGCAAAGAUGCGUGGCGUGCUUUCUGAGGCCAUGGUCAUGUGCGCAAGCACCCCCGACAAGGUCGAAAUCCUCGAUCCCCCAGCAGGCGCUGUUCCCGGCGAUCGCAUUGUUUUCGCCGGUCACGAAGGCAAGCCAGACGAGCAACUCAACCCCAAGAAGAAGACCUGGGAGACUCUUGCUCCCAUGUUCAAGACCAACGACCAGCGCGUCGCGACCUUCAACGGCGUUCCGUUUUCAGUGGAUGGCAAGGGUGUUGUCAGCGCGCCAACGCUUGCCAACGUCCAGGUCAAAUAAACGACGCCGUUUGCACCCAACGACCCAAUAAUAAAAAAACGCAUUCUUGACA
Capsaspora owczarzaki ATCC 30864 is the source of this 1094-nucleotide messenger RNA. Its product is annotated as small inducible cytokine subfamily E. Gene Ontology annotation, molecular function: tRNA binding. The transcript is spliced from 5 exons. The coding region runs from base 92 to 1042 and encodes 316 amino acids. The record is from RefSeq and is a predicted model, not a curated record. NCBI's taxonomy places the organism in Eukaryota, Filasterea, Ministeriida, Capsasporidae.